Messenger RNA from Amphimedon queenslandica, 1416 nucleotides. Its product is annotated as mitoferrin-1-like. Lineage: Eukaryota; Metazoa; Porifera; Demospongiae; Haplosclerida; Niphatidae. The record is from RefSeq and is a predicted model, not a curated record. The transcript is spliced from 6 exons. Gene Ontology annotation, biological process: iron import into the mitochondrion. Gene Ontology annotation, cellular component: mitochondrial membrane. Gene Ontology annotation, molecular function: ferrous iron transmembrane transporter activity. Bases 224 to 1276 code for a protein of 350 amino acids.
GAGCCACACCCACCACCUUCAGUCAUGCCCUAAUGUGCUUACAUAACUUAAAGCCUUUUCUCUCUUUUUCUUCAUUUCAGUAGACCAGAGAGGAUAUUGCAGACACAAGCAGCACUAAAGGAUUCUUUCCUUUUGCUUACUAAAGCAGUAGCCUUCUGAAAGAAGCUAGAAAAGAGUCCAAUCUCCCUCCCUUUUCCGUCUCUCUCUCAGUUUAUUUUAUGCUAUGGAAUAUCCUGCUUCAGUUGAGCAAUCAGUAACUGAUCAGACUUCACCUCAUAUUGAUAGCAUAUCGUCAUCUUCAACUCCUGCCAAGAGGGAGAGACACCAAGCAUCUAAUAACACUGAGAGUAUGGGAGAGGUAGACUAUGAGAGUUUACCUACUGAUAAGUUGUGGGCGCAUCUUUUAGCAGGAGGAGCAGCUGGAGUGACUGAACACUGUGUGAUGUAUCCAGUUGACUGUGUUAAGACUAGAAUGAUGACUUUAGUACCUAACCCAAAAGCUAAUUAUAAUAAUUUAUACGGAGCCUUUAAAACUAUUAUAAAGACGGAGCGCCCCAGUGCCCUUUUCCGUGGUAUAACGGUCGUUGCUACAGGCGCUGGCCCAGCUCAUGCUUUGUAUUUCUCGACAUACGAAUACAGCAAGAGGUGGCUCUCUAGACAUCACAAUAACAUCAUGUCUCAAGGCGGAGCUGCUGUGGUAGCAACCCUACUUCAUGAUGGUUGCAUGAACCCCAUUGAAGUUAUCAAGCAGAGGCUGCAGAUGUACAACGCGCCAUAUAAGGGCAUCAUUCAUUGCGGGGCCACAAUACUCCGUCAGGAAGGACCGGGCGCUUUUUAUAGGAGCUACACCACUCAGCUAACCAUGAACAUUCCUUUCCAAGUUCUUCAUUUCGUUAGCUAUGAGUAUUUACAAGAGAAAUUCAACCCAACGCGUUCGUACGACCCUCUCUCCCACAUGAUAUCAGGGGCAGGUGCUGGAGCGAUUGCAGCUGCCUUUACUACUCCUCUUGAUGUAGCUAGGACUUUACUAAACACCAGAGAACAAAAGAAGAUACUGGCUAGUGACAAGAAGAUUUACGGGAUGCUCAACACGUUAUUAAAGAUAUACCAGCUGAAGGGAUUCAAGGGGUAUUUCAGAGGGUUGUCCGCUAGAGUAGUGUAUCAAAUGCCAUCCACUGCUUUGUGCUGGUCUGUAUAUGAACUGUUUAAAUAUGGGCUAGGACUAAAAGAGGCGGAGUUUGUAGAGACCACACCCUCUGAUCACACUUCACGGUAGUUUGUUAUGUUGAAUCAUUUUCUUUUCACUCUUCUUCUCUGAUAUUAACUACUAAUAAUUAUUGUUACUUAUAUACUAGCUCUUUUUGCUGAACGACUCUCUCUUCCUUUUUUUUAAUUUUAAAAUGUAUCAUAAUAAUA